Endocarpon pusillum Z07020 is the source of this 2343-nucleotide messenger RNA. RefSeq lists its product as uncharacterized. The record is from RefSeq and is a predicted model, not a curated record. The transcript is spliced from 5 exons. Gene Ontology annotation, biological process: regulation of DNA-templated transcription. Lineage: Eukaryota; Fungi; Ascomycota; Eurotiomycetes; Verrucariales; Verrucariaceae. Bases 1 to 2343 code for a protein of 780 amino acids. Gene Ontology annotation, molecular function: zinc ion binding; DNA-binding transcription factor activity, RNA polymerase II-specific.
AUGGCGCCAUCAGAGAAACCGACGCAGUCAUGGUCUACUCAUGACAUAGCUUGUACUCAUUGCCGCGAAAGAAAAAUUCGGUGCGGGCGUGAGAGACCACAAUGUGCACAUUGCAGGCGUGAUGGAGUGGAGUGCGAAUACUCAACCCCUGGCAAGAGGGUCAAUCAUAUCAAGCUAUUAUGCAACAACAUUGGCGGUCUUGAGGAUCGCCUGAGUAACAUCGAGGGCGAGCUCUCACGCUUGAUGACAUUACUCAAGGCCGGUGUUCAUCAAAGGCCGUUCAUGGAUAACUCAACAACCGAAGAGUCGUCAGCCACUUUAUCAAUCAAGGACUCUCUUGCCGACGUGACAUCCUGUUCGUUGCCGACGCAUGAUCAGGGGGCGUGCCGUCAUAAUGAUCCUAUAGAUCGUCAUCAUGGUCCUUGCACUUUGUUAGCUCUUUGUAACGCCUUCAGCGAUACCAUCUUGUCGGAGCAGUGGACACCCGGCCCGGCUCCGGGCAAGGACCAGUUACCAAAAUCCAAUAAACAGGAAGACUUCGCAAAGAAUGAAGCAGUCAAGGACGUGCUCGUCCGUAUGUGUCUCGAAGCCGGUAUUGAAGAGUCUUUUGAUCUUCAACCGAAUCACACCCCCAUCCGACUUCCACCCAAGCAGUUCCUCUUCAUGAUACAAAAUCAAUGCUUUCAGCAAGCAGACUACGCGACAGAUAUAUUUGUGCAAUCAUCCUUCUGGUCUAACGUGGAACGAAUCUAUAGCCAACCCUUUACGCCGGCCGACAAAGCUUGGGCGAUCUGCUUCAACACAAUUAUCCUGCUGGUCCUUGGGUCAGAAGUGCAAAUUCAAAACAGUGAUCCAAUAGUCGAAUCACAGUUCGUCCUACCAUUCCUCUCAACAGUUCGCACAGCUCUAAACAAUCCUCGCGUCCUGAUGGCGCCAAAGUUGAUCAAUGUGCAGGCUUUGGCACUUUUGAGUCUCGCUGCUCAACAGUACUAUCCGCCAGGUUUUGCGGACUCGAUUUUUGCGCAAGCUUGUGUACUAGCCAGAACCCUAGGUCUCCAUCAAACGCCGAUGGCAUCAGAUAACGCUAGUCCAGAGGAACAGCAAGAGCGCUUCAAAGUCUUCAAAUCAUUAUACCUUCGAGAUAAGAGCUUCACGAUUUCGCGAGGAUCUUUCUGCUGGCUUCCAGGUUCCGAUUGCAGUCUCUCCUCUCAGCUCGACCAGAGUGCCAUUGCUGAUCCAAAACUCGCCUCUCGGGUACAACUUGCCAAGUUGCAAGAGGAAAUCUACCGAUUAUUUCAUCCAGCGGAAUCACAAAGGCGAUGCUCGAUUAGGCAUAAGACUUUACUGUUACGCAUCGAGCAAAGUCUUGAGCGUUGGGCCGAUACCCAUGAUAUUUUCACCUCAGUUAAUACUAACCCUCGCAAUGUCGACUUGCAACUCGAGUUUUUAGCGGCCCGCAUCAGUGUCCUGCAUGGCAGUCUUGAGCCCGUUCAUUGUGAUCAGUCUAUGUUUCAGCGACCUGACGGUCUCUCAAUCUCGAAAAGCCCAUCGCUGAAAGGUCUCAACAAAUCUACCAGUCGUCGAUCGAGCAAAGACAAGACCUCCAGCAACGACGCUUGCUCUGGCAGCACAGAGGAAAAUGCAAAUCAACCUAUAUCGUUACGUUCACACCGUCUGCCAGAUACUUUCUCGGCACACGGAUUUUUCUUACUAGCAAGGAAUCUUAUACAGCCAAUAUCAACAGACGAUGAAUCACAAGCAGACGAAGACAUGAAUCUAUUGCAGAAAGUAUGCGCAUGCUACAGAGAACUUGAAGGGGGAAGUCAAGCGAACAACCACACGCGCAAAGUUGGACACGCUUUCGGAAGACUUUUGCAAGUGGUAAACCUCGUUAAAAAUGACCAACAACUUCAACCAUUACCAACCAUGCUACAUCAGGCAAGCACCGCUCAUACUCCACCCAGCACUCAAAACUUCUUUGCUGGCCAACAAGGACUUUCCGACUUCACAGACCUGUCGACUGCAUCGUCUUACCCAGCACCUCCCAUGCCAUUGGAGGGCUUCUCCUCCAAGAAUAACUCUACCGCAGCGACCACCUCGGUCAGUACAUGCCCUUCACCUGGCUUACUUACUCCAAUGGAACUGGAAUUCUUUUCUCCACAUUUCGAGCAGCCGCAGAGUAUAAUGUCACCGUCGGGCAGGAAGCGAGUGCGUUUAAGUGGGCCGAAUGCUGUUAUGGAUGAAUCACCCAACUCGAGGCUUCUUUCCGAACUCCUGGCCGCAAGCCCUAUGAUGUCGUUUGAUGUUGCGGCGCAAGAGGACAUACAUACCGCUGUAUUAUAG